AUGGCAACAGAGGAGGCUCCUGAGCUCCUCUACUCCCAUGGACUCACUGAAUAUAGAGUUACACGUGAGGAGGCCUACACGCCGCUGCUGAGGUCUCUAGUGAUCCCUGAGGAGUUCCAGCACAUUUUGCGAGUACUCACCACUAAUAUCGAUGGGCGGUGGACAAUAGCCUUCGCCAUCACUGCAUUUAAGGGUGUGCGGCGAAGAUACGCUCAUGUGGUGUUGAGGAAAGCAGACAUCGAUCUCACCAAGAAAGCCGGAGAGCUCACGGAGGAUGAGGUGGAACGUGUGAUCAUGCAGAACCCUCGCCAAUAUAAGAUCCCAGACUGGUUUUUGAACAGACAAAAGGAUGUGAAGGAUGGAAAGUACAGCCAGGUUCUGGCCAAUGGCCUGGACCACAAACUUCGUGAAGACCUGGAGAGACUGAAGAAGAUCAGGGCCCACAGAGGGCUGCGCCACUUUUGGGGACGUCGUGUCCGAGGCCAGCACACCAAGACCACAGGGCGCCAGGGCCGCACCGUGGGUGUGUCCAAGAAGAAAUAAAUCUGUAGGCCUUGUCUGUUAAUAAAAUAGUUUAUACACCU
This is a messenger RNA of Neogale vison (American mink), 584 nucleotides long. RefSeq names its product 40S ribosomal protein S18-like. Gene Ontology annotation, biological process: translation. The record is from RefSeq and is a predicted model, not a curated record. Gene Ontology annotation, cellular component: ribosome; small ribosomal subunit; cytosol. Gene Ontology annotation, molecular function: structural constituent of ribosome; RNA binding. Lineage: Eukaryota; Metazoa; Chordata; Mammalia; Carnivora; Mustelidae. The coding region runs from base 1 to 543 and encodes 180 amino acids. The transcript has 2 exons.